Messenger RNA from Octopus bimaculoides (California two-spot octopus), 1778 nucleotides. RefSeq lists its product as uncharacterized. The record is from RefSeq and is a predicted model, not a curated record. Lineage: Eukaryota; Metazoa; Mollusca; Cephalopoda; Octopoda; Octopodidae.
ACACCGCCAAAGUCACGUGACAACUAGUUUCAAAAAUGGCGUUUCUUUCACGAUGUUUUUACCGUCGGAAGAGGAUCAUUGUUAUACUGAGCUUCGUGUCCAUGUUCUGGGUCAUCUACCUCUACUUAUCUAUUCCUUCACCGACAACAGGUAAAAACCAGGAGCAUGUGAACCAUAUAAAAGAAAUUAUAACACUACGAAAGAUUAUAUCCACAACAGUACAUACGAAAUCAUUAUCACAGGUGCCAAUCAAAUUUACAAAACCUAGCAAACCACCCUUGAAAAAUAUCACCAAAAAUGAAACCAUCGUAAAAAAAAGCCAAUUAGACAAAGUAUUACAAAUUGGAGAGACAUUAAAAAACAAAACACUGGAAAAACUGUCAGCGAUUGGUGUGAUAAAGACUCGUCCAGUGAUAAAGUUUAUAAGCGAGUCUUUCAAAUUAGAUCUGAACAUAACGAUGAUAGAUCUUGCAGACUUCAUGAAAGACACUCAUAACUUGAACCAAGUCAAAUUAACGAAAGGAGAUAUAAAAAAAAAUAUACCUUUGCAAAACAACUCCACUAAACCAGUGUCAAAUGGUACUGCGGCCAGUCUGCUAACGAACAGUUUCUGUCGGUGCUUUCACGUGCAGUGUGUCUGUUGUGCUUGGAUUAACAUGACCAAACUGCAUCUUAGUGAGAAAGCAUGUGCAAAUUUUACACUUUUACCAAAAUUUCAAGAAUUUGCAUUCCGCUUUGUCUUCAACAACAAGCUUGUCUAUAAUCAAACUAUCACAGCUGAAAAUCCUCCACUCAUCUGUCUCGGCUCAAAGUCUAAAGCUGCCGAGAUCUGUGUGAAGUUCUCCAAUGUGACAUUCCAAGUGAAUGUGCACGAAGAACACAAGACCCAACUGAACGGCUGCGCUAGUUUCAACCUGAACCUGUUUAACCGGACAAUCGGCGUCUACCCAGUUGGCUGCUUCCAGAUCCCCGACAACAACAAACAUCUCGAACGCAACCAGCUUGGCAACUGGAUGCCAUGAUGAGAAGAAGAGGAAGUAGAAGUAACAAGGAGACACAGUCACCCAACCAGUGAACACCCCUCACUGCAAGCUUGAGAUAGACUCUUCUGAGCAUGAAUGCAUGUGUGAGUGGGUGAAACCAUGAGCAUGUGUGUAUGUAUGUAUGCAUGGGCAUAAGUACAUGCAUGCCUGUGUAUAUGGAUAUGUAUAUACAUUCUAAGAUGACUGUUAUGUUUUAAUUUGUUUUGUUUAUUUAAGAAUACCUGUUCUUUGUCUCUCAUAUAUCUGUGUGUGUACGUGUGUGUAUAUAUAUAUAUAUAAAUACACAUAUGUAUAUAUAUGUGUGUAUAUAUAAAACUUAACCUUGUUACAUUAUGACAAAUUGAGUGUGUGUAAGAAUUGCAUUAAGGGUAACAAAUGUAUGUGGAAUACAUAGUCACACUAAAAUUGAACACGUGAUUCAUUAUGCAUACACAUGUGUGUUUGUAUGCAUGUUUGUGCACACACACGCACACACACACACACACAAAGUGGAAAUGAAUGCACUAGGUGUGGCAAAAUUAAUCUUUUUUUGGCUGUGGCUCUUAAUAGUUUUGGCAUUAAACUCCCUCUGCUGUGUGAUCCAGUAGGGUUCUAUGCAGCCCAUAUGGGGUUAUGAUGUAAUGAAAAAGUGCACGUUUAAUUAUGAGGGAAAAACCUGAAGUGUGGGUUUGGUAUUCCUGCAUUUCGUCAGUUACAUAUGCAACAGAAAUGUGUGUAACAGAUGAAAUGAAGAAA